GCAGCAUUGUUCCAGCUAGAAUGUUGAGAGCUUCUCUCUCUAGAAUUCAAUAGUCACCUACUAACAAUACAGAACAUUUUCCACCAGCUGUAACAACAGCCUGCAAACAUGAGCGAACCAAAUUCAAACCAAGUAACUACCAACCCUGAUUGUGAACCUCCGGACAUGGGAACUAUACAAAUUGAUGAACCUAUCCUGCCUACAGCAAAAGCCUCUUUCCUACAAAUGUUAUGUUCUAACCCAUGUGCUAUCCCCUUCCCCAAAUCCACAUGCAUUAUUCCUACAGAAGCAGACCUAUCAGAUGAAAGUAUUGCGAGUGAAUACGAUGAUAAAAUUUUCAUCGCUCUAACAACUACUGAUAAAGCCAGACUCUAUUCGCCCUGGCAAUUUUCAGUCAUUAUCAAACUUUUUGGGAGAAAAAUAGGCCACCAAAUCCUUCGUACCAAAAUCAUCUCUCUUUGGAAGCCUGCUGAACAUCUCACACUGAUUGAUCUAGGGUUCGAUUUCUUUUUCAUUAAUUUCACUAAAGAAGAAUAUAUGCAUAAGGCACUUCAUGAAGGUCAAUGGUUCAUACUUAACCAUUUCCGAAAAUGGGAACCCAAAUUUAUCGCCUCCACUACACAGCUAACAUACUCAGCCCUAUGGGUUCGUCUGCCAGAUUUACCCACUGAGUUUUAUGAUCUAGAAAUACUAAACAGAGUUGGCUCAAAAUUGGGGCAACUAUUAAAAGUGGACACAUGCACCUCCUCUACCACUAGAGGCUGGUAUGCCCGUAUAUGGUAUCGAAGUUCCCUAAGAAAAGCCGCUUAAAACCCAUAUUUAUAUAGGGAACCACAAACAAAUAUUGCUAUAUGAGGGUCUCAACUUACUCUGCAUUAAGUGCGGCAGAUUUGGGCAUGCUUCAUGGAACUGUGUCUAUGCUCCAAAGGCAAACAACAACCUAGACCUUCCCACAUCGCCGACAACUACGGCUUUCUCUCAAUCUCACCAAAACAAGCCACCAGAGGAAACAAAAUGGAAAGUUGUUACUUUCCCAAAAAAUGCUGACACCGCCUUGCCCACGACAAGUCAGUCACCCAGGUCAUCGAGGCUAUAACAGGAGACGGCAGUGGGAGCUACAAUGGUAAACAACACCCCAGGUACCUACUCCAGCAGCUCCAUAGCCCUCAAAUACAACAUGCGUACAGAGAGCAAAAUAGGAUAGCGGAUCAACUAGCCAAAGCAGGUAGCUUUUUGGAAAGUAAUAUGGCUAUGCGACCUUUUGAAAUACCACCACAUUUUGUGUGCCGGCAUUUUGAAGCAGAUAAGCAGGGGACAACUCUUAUGCGCCUAAUCCCACACACAACAAAGCAAGCAAUUGGAGAUCAUGAUGCAGUACCAGUUUUGAGCAACCAAUGGGCAUCAACCUCUGCAACCAGUUUGGAAAACAGUGGUAUACCAAAACCACUUCCUACUUACUUUUUCUGUUGUAAUCAUAGCUCCAAUAGGAACCCCACAAACACUGUAGGUAGCACUAGUAAUAGCUUAGUUUAUGAAUGUAAUAGGGUGCUACCUGAGCACCCUCAUCUCUGUACACAUAUGUUUUAUUUAAUGGAAAAGGUUCAAAUACUCUCCUGAACUUUUCGAAAAGGUCUAAAAAUAACCUCUAUUAGAAGUUUGGCCCAUCACCCAACUUGUCGUUACACUAUCGGGCUACAUAACCCCUUUGUUUUAAACGACUACCAUAGUGGAUUAGUCAUCCACUCAAAAUAUGAUAUUUUGGAAAUUAAUAUACACAUAAAAUUUUAUUUUAAUGCCCAACCCUACCUGUUACCCGACCCUAAAUAAAAUAACCAUUCUCUUAAUACCCUCCCGAAUUUCACUUCACUUGAGAAUUAGGAAUAGCUAUUCUUCUCAAUCACCAACUCACAAAGUUGGUGUUAUUUCCGGCGCAAAUCUGGACAACCAAGUUAGGGUUAGUAUUCCCACCAUCUUUCACCAUUCAAUUCCCAAAAUAUGAGCCAGGGAUCUUCGAGUUCAUCAUAUGGUUCGAGGAGAAAAUGCUGUUAUGGAGUUGUUGCUAGCCAAUUCACUGCUUGGACUCCAAAUAAUGCCGGCAGACGAUUUAACAAGUGCUCAAUGCCUAAUGGACAGAAAUGUAAGUUCUGGGAAUUAGUAGAUGAUGAACUUCCUGUUAGAGUUACAGCACUGAUCAGUAACUUAAAGAAUGAAAAUGAAGCUCUUAGACGUGAAAGGAAUCUCCUGCUGAUGAAAGUUGUCGAGAUUGAAAGUGUCUUAGCAGGGGAUGUUGCAAAAAUUGAAGAUUUCAAGGAAUUAGAUGAUGUUAAAGGAGACAAGGAUGUUUCUAAGGAAAAAAUGGAUGGAGGUUUAGUGUCUGUGAAGGAAAGUAGUCCAAACAAAUGAAAUAUCAUUGGUAUGGUAUGGUGUUGCUUCGUUGGGUUCAUGUGUGCUUGGAUGAUAAAAUAUCUACCUUAAGAUCAACCAAAGUUUGGGUGUAUUUGAUAUAUUUAAGUGAUUAUGUAACCUAUGUUCAAACAAGGUUUAUGUAUAAUUGACAUAGUUAAGGUUUAAUUUAUGUUUUAAGU
Nicotiana tabacum (common tobacco) is the source of this 2585-nucleotide messenger RNA. RefSeq lists its product as uncharacterized. NCBI's taxonomy places the organism in Eukaryota, Viridiplantae, Streptophyta, Magnoliopsida, Solanales, Solanaceae. The record is from RefSeq and is a predicted model, not a curated record.